AAUAACUUUGAAUAUUGAAUUGAAAUUCAACUAGGCAACAAAAUCCAAAUAGAAUUUAAUUAGGCAUGAGUUUGGGUGGAGAGAAGUGUUGUUUUAGUCUUUGAAGGAUGGCGGAAGGGCGAGGGAGUAGGAAUUUGAAGAUUAGGUUUAGAGAAGGUGGGAAGCACUGGACGGAUGCAGUUCCCAUUGGGAACGGACGCUUGGGAGCCAUGGUCUGCGGCCACGUCCAUUCCGAAACCAUACACCUCAAUGAGGACACGCUCUGGACUGGGACACCCGCAGACUACACUAAUUCCAAGGCUCCACCAGCACUUUCUCACGUUAGAAACCUCGUUCACCGACAACACUAUCCCCAAGCCACUGCUGCUUCUUCUGCCUUAACAGGAAAUCCAUCCGAGGCCUACCUACUUCUCGGCGAUAUCCAAUUGGACUUUGAUUACUCACAUCUCACACCCGGCCUCCAACAACCUUACGAGAGAGAGCUUGACUUGGACACUGCUACUGUCAAAGUCAGAUAUUCUGUCGGAGAUGUUCAAUUCACUAGGGAACACUUUGCUUCCUAUCCCGAUCAACUCAUUGUUACUCAAAUCUCUUCCAGUAAACCGGCCAAACUUUCAUUUACAGUUUCUCUCCUCAGCAAAAUCAUUAACCAAACUUACGUAAAUGCCCCUAAUCAGAUUAUAAUGAAGGGAUCAUGUCCUGGCAAAAGGAUCCAACACAAUCCCCAUGGAAUUCAAUUCUCCGCAAUUCUUGAUUUGAAGAUCGGUGGCACAGAUGGAGUCAUCCAUAUUUUGGACAAUAACAAGUUGAAGGUUGAGGCUUCAGAUUGGGCUGUUUUACUUCUUGUUGCUUCCUCCUCCUUCAGUGGCCCAUUUACCGCUCCUUCAGAUUCUAAAAAGGAUCCUACUUCUCAAUGUUUCACUACAUUGAGCUCAAUAAGCAAUGUAUCAUAUUCUCAUCUUUAUGCACGCCACUUAAAUGACUAUCAGGGUCUUUUUCACCGAGUAUCUCUGCAGCUUAUGAGAAGCACCCGGCCAAAUAUAUCAGAGGACAGGUCUUUGGAAUUGAAGAGGCUUACCUCAUCUGUAGCUCAUUCGUCUCUUGUAGACAGUACUGUAACACAAGCUUCAACUUCAGACAGGGUGAAAUCAUUUCAGACUGAUGAAGAUCCUUCCUUGGUGGAGCUUCUAUUUCAGUAUGGUCGUUAUUUGCUUAUUUCUUCUUCACGUCCUGGAACUCAGGUGGCAAACCUACAGGGAAUUUGGAACAAAGAUCUUGAGCCAGUUUGGGAUGGAGCUCCCCACUUGAACAUCAAUCUUGAAAUGAACUAUUGGCCUGCUCUUCCUUGCAAUCUUAGCGAGUGUCAAGAACCCUUGUUUGAUUACAUUUCUCUUCUGUCUGUGAACGGCAGUAAAACUGCACAUGUGAAUUACCAAGCAAAUGGUUGGGUGGCACAUAGUAAAUCAGAUAUAUGGGCGAGAACAUCAGCAGGUCAAGGUGAUGUUGUGUGGGCCUUGUGGCCAAUGGGUGGAGCAUGGCUUUGUACUCAUCUAUGGGAGCACUAUGCUUACACAAUGGAUGAGGAUUUCCUCAAAUAUAAAGCAUAUCCCUUAAUGGAAGGAUGCGUGUCAUUUCUGUUGAGCUGGCUGAUCGAAGACAGUGAAGGAUAUCUUGAAACUAAUCCAUCAACUUCCCCUGAACAUUAUUUUAUCGCUCCCAAUGGCGAGCCUGCUUGUGUAAGCCAGUCAUCCACAAUGGAUGUAGCAAUCAUAAACGAAGUCUUCUCCACAUUUCUUUCUGCUGCUGAGGUUAUAGGGAGAACAAAGGAUAACAUUGUUGGAGAAGUUCGUAAAGCUCAACCACGGUUACGUCCAAUCAACAUAGCCCAGGAUGGUUCCAUUAUGGAAUGGGUGAAAGAUUUCAAGGAUCCAGAGGUGCAUCACCGGCACCUUUCACAUCUAUUUGGUCUAUUUCCAGGGCAUACGAUUACUUUUAAGGAAACUCCAGCCCUGAUCGAAGCUGCCGAAAAAAGCCUUUAUAAACGAGGAGAGGAAGGUCCUGGAUGGUCAACCACAUGGAAAACUGCUUGUUGGGCACGGCUACAAAACAGUUCUAAUGCAUAUAAGAUGAUCAAGCACUUGAUCAACUUGGUGGAUCCAGAUCAUGAGAGACCAUUUCAAGGUGGACUUUACAGCAACCUUUUUGCUGCACACCCACCAUUUCAGAUCGAUGCCAACUUCGGGUUUGCAGCGGCAGUUGCAGAAAUGCUUGUUCAGAGUACAUUGAGCGAUCUUUUCUUACUUCCUGCCCUUCCUUGGGAGAAAUGGCCAAAUGGCUCCCUGAAAGGCUUAAAGGCUCGUGGAGGAACAACAGUUAACAUAUACUGGAGAGAAGGGGAUCUUCAGGAGGUUGGUAUAUGGUCCGAAGACCAAACGAGAACAACUCUAAGAAAAAGAAUACACUAUAGAGGAACCAUGGUCACUGCAGACUUAGUGUCUGGCCUUUUUUACAAGUUCAACGGACAGUUGAAGUGCUUGAACACAUGCUCUCUUUCAGAAAUGCCUUGUUCUUCCUAUUUAGUUUAAUGUGUAAUUUUGGUUUUUUAUUUUAAAAUAUACACAUUUAGUCCUUUAACUUUAAAAAAUUCAUAAUUUUAGUCCAA
Molecule: messenger RNA, 2662 nt
Organism: Glycine soja
Lineage: Eukaryota; Viridiplantae; Streptophyta; Magnoliopsida; Fabales; Fabaceae
Product: alpha-L-fucosidase 2-like
Exons: 10
Coding region: 108-2585 (825 amino acids)
Biological process (GO): carbohydrate metabolic process
Molecular function (GO): alpha-L-fucosidase activity
Source: RefSeq, a predicted model, not a curated record